AAAGCAGGAAGCCCUGUGUUGCUCUGCAAAGUAUGUGGUGAUACCAGCAGCGGGAAGCAUUAUGGCAUCUAUGCUUGCAAUGGAUGCAGCGGUUUCUUCAAACGCAGUGUCCGACGGAAGCUCGUUUAUAGGUGCCAGGUUGGCAGUGGAAUGUGCCCUGUGGACAAAGCGCACCGAAACCAGUGCCAAGCUUGUCGCUUGAAGAAAUGUCUCCAGGCGGGCAUGAAUAAAGAUGCGGUUCAGAACGAACGCCAGCCCCGCAGCACGGCUCACGUGCACCUCGACGCCACGGACCUGCAUGCGGAACAGCAGCCAGAACAUGUGGCCGCCACCCAGGGAGCUCUCCCCUCACCCCACCCUUCCCUGCAGAGCCACAGGGCUCCCCCCGGUUGCUCUGUAAGUGGGGUGUUGCGGGCCCAAGCGCUGACUCCUCCCAACAACCACCGUUUCAUGGCCAGCCUGAUGACGGCGGAAACCUGUGCCAAGCUGGAGCCAGAGGAUGCAGAGGAAAACAUCGACGUGACCAGUAAUGAGCCAGAACACGUGGGACAAGAAGGUCCCCAGUCCCCACACACAGCCGCUGGCCCCGAAAGUGUUUAUGAGAUCUCUGCCCGGCUCCUCUUCAUGGCUGUGAAAUGGGCAAAAAACCUUCCUGUUUUCUCAAACCUACCUUUUCGUGAUCAGGUGAUUUUGCUGGAAGAAGCUUGGAGUGAAUUGUUCCUGCUUUGUGCCAUCCAGUGGUCUUUGCCUCUGGAAACCUGCCCCCUCCUCUCUUUGUCAGAGCUGACCUCCACUUUCCACGCCAAGGCGGUGUCCGGAGGAACGGACAUCUGUGCGCUGCAAGAAAUAAUCGCACGCUUCAAAACACUGGCUGUGGAUCCCACUGAAUUUGCCUGCAUGAAGGCAAUUGUCCUUUUUAAACCAGAAACAAGAGGACUGAAGGAUCCAGACCAGGUAGAAAAUUUGCAGGAUCAGUCGCAGGUGAUGCUGGGACAACAUAUUCAUAUGCAUUAUCCUAGUCAGCCAGUCAGGUUUGGAAAAUUACUACUGCUGCUCCCUUCGCUGAAAUUCAUUUCUUCGGAGCGCAUCGAGCUUCUCUUUUUCCGCAGAACCAUUGGGAACACCCCCAUGGAGAAGCUGCUGUGUGACAUGUUCAAAAAUUAA
Messenger RNA from Notechis scutatus (mainland tiger snake), 1164 nucleotides. RefSeq names its product nuclear receptor subfamily 2 group E member 3 (gene NR2E3). The record is from RefSeq and is a predicted model, not a curated record. Gene Ontology annotation, molecular function: sequence-specific DNA binding; zinc ion binding; DNA-binding transcription factor activity. NCBI's taxonomy places the organism in Eukaryota, Metazoa, Chordata, Lepidosauria, Squamata, Elapidae. Gene Ontology annotation, biological process: regulation of DNA-templated transcription.